AUGAGGACUCAAAUAGGAAGGGAGGUCCUAUUUUUUCAGGCGCUGUGGCUCUUCUGUUUCGGUGCCUUGUGGAAUAGAACAGGAGCACAGCUGCGCUACACCAUUCCAGAAGAGCUAAAGGAGGGUUCCGUUGUUGGAAAUAUAGCCAAAGAUCUUGGUUUUGGAGCAUCGGAGAUUUCUGAGCGUAAACUGAGGGUUGCGUCUGAUUCCGGUAAGCAGUACUUUUCUUUAGAUUUGAGGAAUGGCGAGCUGAUUGUGAAGGACGUCGUAGACAGAGAGGAUCUAUGCGAACAAAGCGCCAGUUGUGUGCUGCCAUUGCAGAUAAUAAUCGAGGAUCCUCUUCAGUUUUAUCGCGUGGAGGUCGAAAUACAAGAUAUAAACGACAAUUCCCCACGUUUUCUUUCUGGCACGAACAUUUUAGACGUGGCUGAGUCGACACCGUCUGGAGCGAAAUUCCGUUUAGAGCCUGCCCAAGACCCCGAUGUUGGAUCUAACGCUUUACGAACGUACACGUUGAGUAAAAAUGAUUAUUUUGCCUUGAACCUCAAGAAUAACAAGGAUGGGAGGAAAGUCCCAGAGCUUGUGCUGGAGAAGCUUCUUGAUAGAGAAAAACAGCCCAUUCACCAGCUCACUUUGACAGCCAUUGAUGGAGGGAAUCCGGUUAGAUCAGGGAGCACUGAAAUCACAGUGAGGGUGCUGGAUGCCAAUGAUAAUGCUCCAAUAUUUGAGAAAGAUUUAUAUGAGAUUAAAGUAAUGGAAAACUGCGCCCCAGGUACCCUUAUACUGACUGUAAAAGCAAUUGACUUGGAUGAAGGGAUUAAUAGCCAAAUCCAGUAUUCCUUUGGGGCGCAUACAUCAGAAAUUAUUCAGAAUUUCUUCACUAUCAACCCAGAAACGGGUGAAGUGUCUGUGUUCAAAAAUCUCGAUUAUGAAAGCAGUAAAUCGUUUGAGUUUGAUAUACGAGCUAAAGACAAAGGAACCCCAGCUAUGGAGGGACAUUGUAGAGUCCAGGUGGCAGUGGUAGAUGUGAACGAUAAUGCUCCAGAGAUCACCAUCGCCUCCUCGCCCAAACCUGUGCGAGAGGACGCGCCAGCGGGGACCAUGGUAGCGUUGAUAAACGUUAAAGAUCUGGAUUCAGGAGAGAAUGGAAACGUAACGCUAACGACGUCCACUAACCACCCAUUUAAAUUAAAGCCAACGUUUUCCAAUCAUUACGCACUGGUUACAGACGCGAAGUUAGACCGAGAGAAGUUCCCGGAAUAUAAUAUUGAGCUCAAAGCAGCCGAUGCUGGAUCGCCAGCCUUACUGACGAGCAAAUUUGUCACAGUGUACAUUCUAGAUGUGAAUGACAACGCUCCCGUUUUCUCAAUGCCAGUGUACUCAGUUUAUGUUAAAGAGAACUGCGCCCCGGGGUCAAUUCUAUCAUCAGUGUCAGCCACAGAUUUAGAUACGGGUGAAAAUGCUAAAAUAACAUAUUCUGUUUUAGAUUCCAAAAAACAAGAUAUUCCUGUUUCCUCAUAUGUCUAUAUAAACUCCGAUAACGGCAGCAUCUACACCAUGCACUCCUUCGACUACGAGAAAAUGAAAGUGUUCCAGAUCCAAGUUCAGGCGAAAGAUCACGGCUCUCCGUCUCUGAGCAGCAACGCCACAGUUCACGUGUUCAUUCUGGACCAGAACGACAAUGCCCCCGCGGUCAUUUACCCCUCUGCAGUCAUGGGCUCCGUCUCUCAUCAGAGGAUGCCCCGCUCCGCUAAAGCAGGACACCUCGUCACUAAGGUCACGGCAGUGGACGCUGACUCGGGCCAUAACGCCUGGAUCUCCUAUCGGCUCGCGGAGGCCGCGGACGCGUCUCUGUUCAGCGUCAAUCUGCACACCGGAGAGGUGAGGACUAGGCGCUCCGUGUCCGAGCAGGAUGACUCCUCUCAGAGGCUGCUGAUAGAGAUCAAGGACAACGGAGAGCCCGUGCAGUCCACCACGGUCACCGUGGAUGUGCUGAUAGAGGACGGCUUUCAUGAGCCCGUCUCAGACUACCGCAAGAAAAGCGCGGAGGUCAGUAAGAAAAGCGGGAAAAUCACUCUGUACCUGAUCAUCUCUCUCGCUUCUGUUUCGCUGCUGUGUCUGAUGACGUUCUUCAUCUUGCUGGUGAAAUGCGCUCGAGGCAGUAGAGGCAGCUCGAGCUGCUGUAUCAGGCGGAGCGAGUCUGGAUAUAAAAACCCCAACAGAAACCUGCAGAUCCAGCUCAACACGGACGGCCCCAUUAAGUAUGUGGAGGUGCUGGGAGGAGACAUGAUGUCUCAGAGUCAGUCGUUCGGCUCCUAUCUCUCUCCAAUAUCCGAGUUCAGUGAUUUCACCCUCGUUAAGCCCAGCAGCACCACUGACUUCACAGACACGCUCAACGUGCUGGAUGCGUCCUUACCUGACAGCACGUGGAAGUUCGAGAGUCAGCAGGUGAGUGCUUUGUUGGAAACAAUCAGCAGUAAUAUGUGGUUUCGUUGUCCGUUGCUUAAGUGA
Messenger RNA from Pygocentrus nattereri (red-bellied piranha), 2511 nucleotides. RefSeq names its product protocadherin gamma-C5-like. Gene Ontology annotation, biological process: homophilic cell-cell adhesion. Gene Ontology annotation, cellular component: plasma membrane. Gene Ontology annotation, molecular function: calcium ion binding. The coding region runs from base 1 to 2511 and encodes 836 amino acids. The record is from RefSeq and is a predicted model, not a curated record. Lineage: Eukaryota; Metazoa; Chordata; Actinopteri; Characiformes; Serrasalmidae. The transcript has 2 exons.